GCUCUAGUGGAGAACCAGCGUUCCUAGUUUCUGUCUUAUCACAGGCCAACAGUAACAAGAAGGUGAAGUCCACUUGGGCUUUGGAGGAGUCCCUGUGAAUUAGAUCCUAGUUCAGAGAUGGAGAUGUCAGGCUCAUUUUCUACCAUCUCUGAGGAGCAGCUGUGGAGGCAAGAGGGAAGGAGCAACACCACAACAGACUUGGUUGAGCAGAGUCUCAUCUCAUCUGAGGAAUGGCUUCAACUGCAUGGGCUUAAGAGCAACAAAUUGACCUUGAAGCAGAUUUUGUCACAGAUUGGAUUCCCACAUUGUGAAGACUAUGUGACUUCUCUGGGGAGACUUGUGGCUUCCCGGUAUGCAGAUGGCCUGUUUCCACGGUUCUACAGAGCAGAAGAUGGCAAAGUAUACAACUUGACAGCCAAGUCAGAACUUAUCUAUCAGUUUGUGGAACAUUUAACACAAGCUGUGGAGAGCUACAAGCAGCGGAUGGACUGGCUCACUAGCAAAAGCCGACAGAUUUUUGGUGUCAUCUUGGAACAGUGCAUCACCAUAGUGCUGGAUUUUGGCGGCAUGCUGGAGGAGGAGCUUAAUCUGUGCCAAGAUGCUUUAAUAAUGGUCCUCCAGGAGCAGGUGGCUCACGUAGCCAAGUUCAAUAUCAUAUGGGUUUCUCACGAGCCUGUGAAAUGGCAGGAAAAUGCUGCUCCUGUGACAGAACAGUCCAUCGCUGCUGCUGUCCGUUGGGUUGAGGAACUGACUUUUGAGCUGGCUGUGAGCCAGGCUAGCCACCUGGAUGCUCUGCUGGAAGCUGGGAAAGACAAAACUAUUGAAUCCAUUUACUACUUUGUGGUGGGGGAUGUUUCUGAGGAAUCCAAGGAGCUUCUCCUUCAGAGGGCUUUGGAGAUCCCAUAUCCUGUCUGCACAGUGUCCUUCAAUGCGAGAGGAGAAGGCACUAUAGCUUUCUUAAAGGAUCUGAGCGCCAAGACCCACGGCAGAUUCCAUGCAUUUGCAGAGAGAACAGAGUGUGUGGAAUUUCCUGCAUUCCCCAUCAAGGAUGGUGACAGUGUAAUUACUUGGAAUUCAAGGAAACUGAAAGGAAAACUCCCUCCAGGAGCCGGGGUCAGAGAGGACGUGUUUCUCAUUUGGAAGGAGAUGGAGGAAGCCUGCAGCACACUGGCCCAGAUUCAGAGGCUGGUGUCCGAGCCUCCCAAGUCCGACGUGGCCACAGCAGACCGCGAGACAGAAUCAGGAGCAACCUCUGCUGAGAGCUACUCAAAUCCAGAGGACACUUGGGACUCUAAGAAGUGGCUACAGAAACAUGGCUUGAAAGCCCAGAGGCUGUCAUUUUAUGAUGUCCUUGCUGACUGCUCCUUCCGCCACGCUGAUGGAGUUGUUGAUAUAAAAGCCAAACCAGAGAACGAGUCCGUGCAGACCAGUGCGGAGACCAACAAGAAGACAGUCCAUGCAAAAUACUGCAGUAGAUUUGUCCAUGCUCCCUGGAAGGACGGGAGUUUGGUCCAUGUCUGCGUUACCAAGGAGAAGUACUCACGGUACAGUGAGAGAAUUCGUGCAGUCCUGGCCCGGAUCCAGAGGAGGAUUAAAUGGCUACAGCACGGGAGUCAAAUGCUCUUUGGAAAAGUGUGUAAUGAUUGCGUCUAUGUUCUCAUUGAUACAUCUCACUCAAUGAAGGGAAAACUGGACUUGGUGAAGGACAAGAUCAUCCAGUUUAUACAGGAACAGCUGAAAUAUAAAAGGAAAUUCAAUUUUGUGCAGUUUGAUGCUCAAGCAGUUGCAUGGCAGGAAAAACUUGUUGAAAUCGAUGAAGAUAAUUUGAAAGGGGCUCAGUCCUGGGUCAGAGACAUGAAGAUUGGAAGUUCCACGAACACCCUGAAUGCCCUGCAAAUUGCUUUUGCUGAUAAAGAAACACAAGUAAUCUACCUUUUGACAGAUGGGAGACCUGAUCAGCCACUUGAAAUGGUUAUAGACCAAGUCAAAGUUUUUCAGAAAAUUCCUAUUUACACCAUCUCCUUCAAUUACAAUGAUGAGAUUGCAAAUGGAUUUUUGAAAGAGCUUGCUGCUUUGACUGGAGGAGAGUUCCAUUCUUAUAAUUUUGGCUGCAAGGAUCCCUGUCUUCCAGAGGCUGUUCAGAAUGAAGAUCUGACUCUUUUGAUUAAGGAAAUGGAGCAGGGACGCAGUGACCUGGAGAAGGUGCAAAACCUUUAUUCGGAGUCCUUGAUCAUGGACUGGUGGUACAAUGGAGAAAAGGAAGGGGACAACAAGCAUCAAAAAGAAAUCUGUUCUAUGGUUUCAACCCCAGAAAAAUGUGCAGAACCUCACUCUGAUGUUGAAUCAACACGAACGUCAUCGCUAAAUAUGUCAAAAGUACCAGGGGACCCGUCAAAUCAAAAGACUCAGAAAAAGAAAGUCCUCCACGCAGAAGCAACCAAAACCAGCCUGCUCAGAAGCCAGAUGUCCUCCCUCAAGAGCUCAGCUUGCAGAGAGAGGAAGGACGGCCAUUCCCAGUCCAGCGGCUGGAACACCCCCAGUGCCAGAGAAAUGAGCAUCCUCCUGGCAAAUGAAUAUCCAGAUGACAAAGCAUUAGAAAGACUGACUCGAGAAGGGAGCCAGGUUUAUGACCAAGAUUCUUUAGGUAUAUCUUCAGCAAUCUGGCUCGAGACCCAUGGCUUGGUUGCCAAGAAACUCACCAUCAUGGAUGCCUUGUCAGUGGCAGCAGUCCCUCACAGCCCCACCUACGUUCCCAUUCUGGACAAGUAUGUUGUGUCCAAGGUCUUUGAUGAGGUAUUCCCUCUGGCACAUGUGUGCAAUGACACAAAUAAGAUGACGUUAAUUAACCCCCAGGGAGUCAAGCUCAAUAUCUACAAGCAAAAAGUCGAACAGGCAAUUAAGUCCUAUGAAAGGCGCUUGAAUAAAAUUGUUUGGCGAGCACUAUCUCAAGAGGAAAAAGAAAAGUUAGAUGCAAACAAACCAAUCCGGUACUUGGAAAACAAGGCAGCUUUGAACAAGGCAUUAGAACGGUUGAAUUGGCCCAUUUCAUUGAAAGAGUUGUCGAUGCUGGAAAAUGAAAUCCUAGCUGGGAAAAUGUAUGUCCAGCAGGCCAUGGAACUCCAGGAGGCUGCCAAGAAGGAGAAUUAUGUGAGCAGGGCACUAGGAGAGCAACAGAAAUUUCAAGGAAAUCCAACAAAGAAAAUCAAAUCAAAAAAACUGGAUCCCCUCAAAGGCCAGAAGGUUAUUGCAAGAUGUGAUGAAAACGGCUUUUAUUUUCCAGGGGUUGUGAAGAAGUGUGUGAGCCCCACCCUCGCACUGGUGGGCUUCAGGUAUGGAGACACCAAGGUGGUGCCCACCUCCUUCAUCACUCCUGUGGGGGGAGCCAUGCCCUGCCCGCUGCUCCAGGUUGGAGAUUAUGUAUUUGCCAAAAUUGUGAUACCCAACGGAUUUGACUUCUACGUCCCUGCCAUUGUCAUAGCCCUUCCGAAUCAGGAUGUGGGCGAAGACAAAUUCUACACAGUUUUGAAGUGUAACAACCGGAGAGAAUUUUGCCCUCGGAGUGCACUCAUCAAGAUCAGCCAGAACAAGUAUGCUCUCUCUUGCUCUCAUAUAAAGUCACCCCCAAUGCCGCAGGAUUCAAAAGUGGAGAAUGUGGACAAGAGGAACUCUGCUUUCCUAAUAUGGCCAUUCAAAGAAGUUGACACUGGAGAUUUACAAGAGCAGAGACAGGAGAACCCUAGAAGGAAGAAAAAGAAACCUGCCAGGAGGCUGCCUCUCCAGGAGAUGGUGUCCUUGGACUCGGAGGACUCUUCUCAUGGCAUCAGGUCCCAAGAGUCCUACCCCAAGAAACACCCCAAGCCCAAGUCUGUUGUAGGUACAUCUAAUUGAGCAUGGAACCAGAAUAAAAACUCUUAGGUUGAAAAC
Molecule: messenger RNA, 3924 nt
Organism: Ceratotherium simum simum (southern white rhinoceros)
Lineage: Eukaryota; Metazoa; Chordata; Mammalia; Perissodactyla; Rhinocerotidae
Source: RefSeq, a predicted model, not a curated record